Messenger RNA from Blepharisma stoltei, 2228 nucleotides. Lineage: Eukaryota; Ciliophora; Heterotrichea; Heterotrichida; Blepharismidae. The record is from the annotation of a GenBank genome assembly.
AUGAUGCAGGGAGUUAUUGAUUUUUUGUUAGGUGAUACCAAAGAUGCAAGAAUUUUGAGGAAAAAUUUUAUUUUUAGGAUAGUCCCGAUGCUUAAUCCAGAUGGGGUGAUAUAUGGGAAUUGUAGAUGCUCUUUGCUAGGAAUUGAUUUGAAUCGCCGAUGAAAAAAUCCUGAUGAAAUAAUGCAUCCUACUAUGCUUUUUAAUAGAAAAUAUGUAUAAUGAUAUUAAAAAUCUAGUUUUAAGCAAAUUCAUGCUAAAAAGCUUAUAUUUUACACUAAAAAAAUGAUAGAAAAAUUCAAUAAAUGCCACGAAGUUGUCAUGUACUGUGACAUGCAUGGGCAUUCACUUAAAAAGAACGUCUUUAUGUACGCUUGUUCACCUAAUCAAAGCAAAAAGAAAAAAGUCCUUAUGAGUAUGAUUCCUUAUUUUUUAUCAGAAAGAAAUUAAAUGGUGGCGUCUGAAUUCGAGACACUACCUAUGAAGCAGAUAGGGCCCGUCCUGAUGAAGCUGAAAAUAGUGCCUCUGCCACUUUUUGAAAAAGGCGUUCGGGUUUGGGGAUGCCUCUCGAAGAGGUAAGUUUUGUUUCACCCAAAGAUUUUCACUGUCCCUUCCAGAUGGGCUAGAUAGGUUUUGCUUCCAAGUUGUCUUUGCUUUUUGGGUCUUACAAGACAUCCGCAAGAGAUGGAUCUAACCUAGGGAGCUAAUCUUUAGCUAGGUGGGUUUACUCCAGAUAGGCAGACUAAUAGCUUAUCCGCCUAUAUUCUUAUAGCACUUAACUUAACUUAUUUUUUAUCAAAAACUAAUAAGCUGUUUUCUUUUCAAGGCACCAAGUUUAGAACAGAGAGGUUUAAACAAGGUGCAGCCCGAGUGGUCGUUUAUAAAGAAUUCGGGAUCGUAAAUAGCUAUACAUUAGAAGCUUCCUUUUUUGGACCUGACAAUAAAGAUAUGUUAAAAGCGAGCGAGGAAGAAGAAAAUGAUGACACACAUAUGAAUAUUGACCAUCUGCAAAGCUUGGGGAGAGACCUAUGUAAACAGCUGCUUAUGUUUAGAACUCAAGGACUUUUUAAGAAAAAAAUGGAUAUUGUCGUAAAUAUACUGAUAAAAAAUAAAUUUGUUUAUAAAUAUUUAAAUAAAAUAUUAACAGAAAUUAAUAAUUAUUAGAUUAAUUUACAAAAGCAACAAAGGCACCAUCAAGAAGCAAUUGUCCAAGAAAUCGUGCAGGAAGUAGAAGCUGAAGAAGAUGAAUUUACGAUCCUAAAUUCUCUGCAACAUAUAAAUGAAGAAGAUUUUAGAGAAUUAUUUGCUGAUUUAGAUGAAGGGAGUUUAAGUGAAGACUCAGGAGACUCAGAUAUUGAUGACAAAAAACAAAAAUUUUUGAUAUCUAAAAUGAAUAAAUUUCAAAAAACCGCAGCUUAAUCUUAGUUUUAAUAAAAUUAUAGAAAUCCAAUGUAAUUCCUGAAGGAUUAAUUCCAAUCGAAUGCUCCCUUCCCCUGAACGCCAACUUGUGCACAACGUCACAAAAGGGUUUAUCCUGCCGGACAAGAGCCUACCAUUCCCUCUGAGGCAAAGACCCGAAUUUGAAGUAAAGCUUAUGGUUAGCCAGACAUUGCGUUUCACCAAACCGGUAAAACCUAGCUAAAAGUAUAUCCUGAGCGCCAUUCUCCCUUCCUUAAGUCCCUGCGUGCCCUGUGAAUGUUGAUUCACCAUUUUAAUUUAUCAAAAAACCGCAGCCACUUUUAGCAAAAACCCAAAAAAUUACAAGGGAUACCAGAUAUUGCAAAUCGCCAGAACUCGGAAUGAAAUUUAACAGAGAAAGCCCAAUGCGCAGAACUUCCUAUUCUAAGACAACAAUUCAAAAAAAGCCAUCAACCCCAGAAAUUAGAAAAGUAGCAGUGGUUGCUAAAAGUUAUUUAAUAAAAGAUUAUUUAGAAUACAGAGUCCCUACCAAGAAACUUGACGAGGCAAGCCAUACACAGUCUUCCUUUUCCCAUUAUUCCAAUAGGCUCAACAGCUCAAGAAGUCUCCAAAGAUCUAUAAAAGAUAAUCCUCAAGGGAUUUCUAAAUCUAAUAGAUCGCUGAAAUUAGUGACGAUUUCUCCAUUUAAAGAAAGAAGAAAGCUCAUGAUUAUUGACCCUCCAAAAAAUUUUUUAAAUAUUUAAUUUGAGGUAAACUAAUUAAUUUAUUUUUUUAAAAAAUAAUUGGCAGCAUUUUUUUUAUUGGGUAUAUAA